Molecule: messenger RNA, 694 nt
Organism: Ichthyophthirius multifiliis
Lineage: Eukaryota; Ciliophora; Oligohymenophorea; Hymenostomatida
Product: short chain dehydrogenase reductase family protein, putative
Exons: 2
Molecular function (GO): oxidoreductase activity, acting on the CH-OH group of donors, NAD or NADP as acceptor
Source: RefSeq, a predicted model, not a curated record
UAAAUUUGCCGAACAUAAUAAAAGUAAAAUAAUAAUAUACGACAUAAGAGAAGAUUUAAUGUCCGAAAUUAUAGACGGAGUAAAUAAAAGAGGAGGUGAAUGUUAUUUUUAAAAAUGUGAUAUAAGCGAAGAACAAGAAUUAGACAACAAUGUUCAAUAAACUUUAUAAAAAUUCAAAAAAAUUGAUAUUUUAAUAAAUAACACUGGAAUAACAAAUUGUAAAUUUUUUAGAAAAAAUUCUUUCGAAGAUAUAGAAAAAGUCAUGGCUGUAAAUUUCCUUGGACCAGUCUCUUUAAUAAAAAAAAUACUACCAAAUAUGCUUGAUAAUAAUUAAGGACAUAUAGUAAAUGUUGCUUCUAUAGCAAGUAUUAUACCUUAUAUAAAAAUGACUGAUUACUGUGCAAGUAAAGCUGCUUUAUCAGGAUUCCAUAAUGGUUUAAGAUUAGAAUUAAAAAAUAUGAAAAAAAAUAUAUAUACAACACUUAUUUAUCCUUAGGAUGACAAUACUGGCAUGCUUAAAGCUUUAUAAACAAAAUUAAAGGGUAUUUUACCUAUAUUUGACGAAAAUAUGAUUGCCGAGAAAAUAUAUAACUCUAUUCUUUAAUAAAAAGAGGAGAUUUUUAUUCACUGGAGUUGGAAAUAAGUUGCUAUUUUUUUGAGAAUUUUGCCUAUUUUUUUAGUAGAUUGGAUUAGU